UGUGAAAAAUUGGGUGUAGUUACGAAUGCAAGAAUAUUUUGAAUGUUUUUCUAUGAAUUUCUGAUUCAUUGUCCGUCCAAUUUUAAUUGGGGUAGAGAAUUUUCCUAUUUUCUUUGGUGAUCAAUAUUGAGGUUCAAACCUUCAUUCACCAUACUUUAAAAUACGAACGAGUUGUGAAAAAUACUUCAGGAUAUCAACUUCAAAAUUAUAUGGCUGUAUGAGUGUAAUAUUUGAUACACAAUUCUCCCUCUAGAUAUAAAUCAAUUGUCAAAGUGCUGUGUUGUUGAUUCUCGAUACCAUAUAACUUGUAUUUCAUCAUGUCGGGGGGUCCUUACAAUUAUUCAUACAUUUUCAAAUAUAUAAUUAUUGGAGAUAUGGGUGUUGGUAAAUCAUGCCUUCUUCAUCAGUUUACAGAGAAGAAAUUUAUGGCAGAUUGCCCUCAUACUAUUGGGGUUGAGUUUGGUACCCGAAUUAUUGAUGUUUGUGGGCAAAAGAUCAAAUUACAAAUCUGGGAUACAGCAGGCCAAGAACGCUUCAGAGCUGUAACUAGGUCUUAUUAUAGAGGAGCUGCUGGUGCAUUGAUGGUUUAUGAUAUAACUAGACGUUCUACAUACAACCAUUUGAGUAGCUGGCUUACUGACACCCGUAAUUUGACCAAUCCUAGCACUGUGAUUUUCCUCAUUGGUAACAAAUGUGAUUUAGAAGCACAAAGAGAUGUAACAUAUGAAGAAGCUAGUAAAUUUGCUGAAGAGAAUGGUCUAAUGUUUGUUGAAGCUAGUGCUAAAACAGGGGACAAUGUUGAAGAAGCUUUUUUGGAGACAGCAAAAAAGAUAUAUCAAAGUAUCCAAGAUGGAAGGUUGGAUUUGAAUGCUGCAGAAUCUGGUGUUCAGCAUAAACCAUCAACACCUGGUAGAAACAAUUUAUCAAAUGAUAGCCAGGGAAGUAAAGAUAAUUGCUCUUGCUAGUUAAUCAAAUAUAUUCUGUUUUAUGCUUAUUUGGUUAUAAUCUGAUUAUUUUAUUGUUUUAUAGUUGAAUAUCAUGAACGAAUUUUGUAUUAAGAUCAUAUUAGAAUGGUUAUUUCCCAUUAGCAAUCCAUUAUAUGGGAGCAGAAACCUCAUCUGUUCAAUGAGAAGUGUUACUUUUUAGAAAUUCUGAAUGUGUAUCGAACCAUCCAAAAGUAUGCAAUUUCAUAUAAUGAAAUAUUUUAUGUAUGUAUAUUAAUUAUGCUUACUAUGAAGUUUUGAAUGGAAUGAGCCUAGUCUUAUAUUUUAUCACUUAAAAACAAAAUUUGGUGAAGAUACACUUAAUCCUUCAGUUUUCGAAUAUAUUCCCAUUAUAUUAUUCCAAAUAUCUUUUGAUAUGUAAUUAGAAAUUAAUAAUGAAUGAGUUAGUUUUGUGCAUAUUGCAAAAAAUUUCUAUUCUUGUCUUUGUAAACAGAUCAAUUGAAACUUUUUUAUUUGAAUAGGAAUCUGAUAUUUUUAUAAAUAGAGAGAAACUAGACAUUGAUUUUGUCUGUAAUGAAUAAACAUAAUAUAUUAUAUUGUACAUGCAAAUAUUCAUAUAAUUUGAACUGACCAUUCAGAUGAAAAAAAAAUAUUUCUGAAAUUUCCUGUCUUGGGGACAGAGUAAGAAAAUUAGAAUGUAUGGAUGUAAAUUACAGUUUUAACUUAUGGGUAUUUUGAAUUGAUUCCAAAUAGUCAAUAGUGCUCUCUGCUGUUUUAAACAAUGGUAAUUUAUUUUCCAAAGAUUUUUCAAAAAAGAAAUUUCAUUGGACAAUAUCAAUGAAAUUUGUUUCCUGUGAAUAUUCAGAUCACAAGGUGCUUCAUUGAAUCAUGUCUCAAUUAUUUGUGACAGAAUUGUCAAAAUCUCAUGAAGAAUAGCAUUAAUAAAACAUGAAAUUUUUUUUAGUAGAGAUUCUAUCUUAAUUUUGUAAAUUGUAAUUUGAAUAGUAGCUUGUUUUAAUUAUCAAUGGAAGAACUUCAAUAUUCGAAGCAUAAUCCACUAUUUAAGGAAAAUUAAAAAUUAUUUCUAUAUAUGUGAUGUAUUUGUUAUUGAAUCAAAUAUUAAAUAGAGAUAAGUUGUGGUGA
Molecule: messenger RNA, 2087 nt
Organism: Harmonia axyridis
Lineage: Eukaryota; Metazoa; Arthropoda; Insecta; Coleoptera; Coccinellidae
Gene: Rab14
Product: ras-related protein Rab-14
Exons: 4
Coding region: 318-965 (215 amino acids)
Biological process (GO): phagosome maturation; defense response to bacterium; Golgi to endosome transport
Cellular component (GO): recycling endosome; Golgi apparatus; phagocytic vesicle
Molecular function (GO): GTPase activity; GTP binding
Source: RefSeq, a predicted model, not a curated record